Opisthocomus hoazin is the source of this 1017-nucleotide messenger RNA. It is a transcript of the gene OGN, whose product is annotated as osteoglycin. Gene Ontology annotation, cellular component: extracellular matrix. Gene Ontology annotation, molecular function: protein binding. Lineage: Eukaryota; Metazoa; Chordata; Aves; Opisthocomiformes; Opisthocomidae. Gene Ontology annotation, biological process: bone development; articular cartilage development. The record is from RefSeq and is a predicted model, not a curated record.
CAAUCACAGAAGAACUCUGGAUCUGCUAAAACGUCACAAAGUACUCUCCAUAACCAACACACGAGCAGAUUCUCAGCAGCUCAGUGAAAGCCAGACACAUUGUUCCAUGCAAGAAUGAAGACUUUGCAGACUACUUUUUUUUUGUUUGUGUUUGUACCUUUGGUAAAUCCAGCACCACCUAUACAGCAAGAAUCACUCCAGUUUUAUGAGUAUGAUACAGAUCUUACCAUGGGAAGCCUGAUCCAACAAGAUUAUGAAAUGCAAUCCAAGGAUAUAAGAAAGGAUGGAACAAACGUUUCUCUUGACACUUCCCUAAGACUGCAGGCGGAUGAUAGUGAAAGCAAUGUACCACCAACAAAGGAUACAAAUUUACCUACUUGUCUGCUCUGCGUAUGUUUAAGCGGAUCAGUGUACUGCGAGGAAAUUGACAUUGAAGCUGUACCCCCACUGCCAAAGGAAACAGCAUAUCUUUAUGCACGAUUUAACAAAAUAAAAAGGAUAGCAGUAUCAGAUUUUGCUGACAUUACUACCUUGAGAAGAAUUGAUUUUAGUGGAAAUAGGAUAGAAGAAAUAGAAGAUGGAGCCUUUUCAAAGCUUCUGUUACUGGAAGAACUUUCUCUUGCUGAAAAUCGACUUCUAAAACUUCCCAUUCUACCUCCCAAACUAACAACAUUUAAUGCAAACCAAAACAGAAUCAAGAGCAGAGGAAUCAAAGCAAAUGCUUUCAAGAAGCUGACAAAUUUGGCCUACCUCUACCUAGGACACAACGCACUAGAAUCUGUUCCCCUUAACUUACCGGAAAGUCUACGUAUUCUUCACCUUCAGUACAACAAUAUUACAACGAUCACAGAUGACACAUUCUGCAAAUCUAAUAACACACGUUACAUCCGCACACAUAUGGAUGAGAUAAGAAUGGAAGGCAAUCCGAUCCUCUUGGCAAAACACGUCAAUGCUUUUUCCUGCUUGCGAACACUGCCCGUAGGAACAUACUACUAGCCACUACUUACGUAAUUAUAC